CGCAAGACGGCCAAUAUAAAAAAAUGCCCUUCUUUCUAACAAGUUUCAACACUUUCAGCCUAACCACCCGCGCCAAUACCGCACAGGCGCCACUGGAGCGACUCCUGACCCGCGCCUCCUCCCCUUCCCACCUCCCCGCCCUCGCUCCCCCCACCACGACGCCAAAGUUCGACGUGCGCGAACUCCCCAGCGCCUACAUCCUGGAAGGCGAGUUCCCGGGCAUCGACGACACCAGCAGCCUGUGCAUCGAGUUCACGGACCGGAGCACCCUGCUCAUUCACGGCCGCCUGGAGCGCGCGGUGACGGAGCCGGCGGCGGAAGCGGAGCGCGGGAAUUACCUCGUCAUGGAGCGCAGCGUCGGCGUCUUCCAGCGCAGGUUCUGGUUCGAGGAGGGGGUCGAGGUGGAGGGUGUCGAUGCUAGUCUGGGCAAUGGGAUUUUGAGGGUUUAUGUGCCGAAGAGGGAGAGGGAGUGAGGGCCGGGCUUUCUUUUCUCUUGACUCCCUUCCUCGUCCCCUCCCCUAUCAUAGCGUUCAGCUUUUUUAUUUUCAUGUUUUUUGUUUGUUUCUGUUAAUCUCGCUGCUUACCUUACUUUACUUUGCCUUUUCGCAUAUGAGCUAUCUUAGACUAGAUCUUCCUGCCCCUUCCAUUUCUGAUUUCAAUAAAAAAAUCUCGCAUCUACCAUGCCUCAGGGCUAACGUUAGAGUUAAACAUG
Molecule: messenger RNA, 712 nt
Organism: Tuber melanosporum (Perigord truffle)
Lineage: Eukaryota; Fungi; Ascomycota; Pezizomycetes; Pezizales; Tuberaceae
Exons: 1
Coding region: 24-473 (149 amino acids)
Biological process (GO): protein folding; response to hydrogen peroxide; response to salt stress
Source: RefSeq, a predicted model, not a curated record